This is a messenger RNA of Protopterus annectens (West African lungfish), 1915 nucleotides long. RefSeq names its product protein unc-119 homolog B-like. NCBI's taxonomy places the organism in Eukaryota, Metazoa, Chordata, Ceratodontiformes, Protopteridae. Gene Ontology annotation, molecular function: lipid binding. Gene Ontology annotation, biological process: negative regulation of caveolin-mediated endocytosis; negative regulation of clathrin-dependent endocytosis; lipoprotein transport. The coding region runs from base 432 to 1103 and encodes 223 amino acids. Gene Ontology annotation, cellular component: centrosome; spindle midzone; intercellular bridge. The record is from RefSeq and is a predicted model, not a curated record. The transcript is spliced from 5 exons.
UUAACUUCAUGGUAAUCUUAUUUUCCAUUCCCCAGGAAGGAAGCUGUCUCCAUUUAUAAAUGGUUGGCUCACCCUUCCAGUACGAGACACACUGCCCAUAUACCUUUCAACCACAGCAAAAAGCUAAAUAUUUAAAGCAGCUGACUACCUCUGUACCCUUCUGAAGACUGAACUAGUAACAUAUUUUUAUUUAUUUUCAGCCCAGUUUGUAAACAAAAUCUGUAAAACCUGAGGUUACUUUUUUGGCUCGUAAAGUCUCACUUCAUGCUAGCAAAGCUGUUUUAAACUCCAGCAGUGGCCAUUAAAUCCGACAGUCAGUGCACCAGCGUGUUUUCAAAGGUUCCCAAAAUCUGAAGGACAACAACAAAAUACAGAUCUCUCAUCAGUACAAAGAGAUUUCUGGAAAUUCAAGCAUCUGCACUGAAGAAAUUAUGCUGAUGUGUGCCGAAGAUGGAGUCAUGCUAGCUAUGGAUAUGGAGGUAAUGAAUGGCAUAGGUUUAACAACAAACACUGACAACUAUUCCAAUGGGAUGGUGUCAGACAAUGAACUGUUGAUGUGGAGGAGACCAAUUAAGGCAGAUGAUGUCCUUGGAUUAACAAAACCGACACAAGGUUAUCUUUGCAAACCAGAAGAUGAUAUCUAUCACAUUCAUUUUACUCAUUUUCAUAUCCGUGACUUGGACAGUGGAACAGUUUUACUUGACAUCAAAAAGCACUCCUCAUCUGACAGUGAAAACAAGGUACAUGAAACUUCAGGCUGUUUUAUCAGAUAUCGCUUUGCACCUUCUUUCCUAAAGCUCAAAGAAGUUGGAGCCACCUUGGAAUUUAUGGUUGGGCAGAAGGCAUUGAAAAAUUUCCGGAUGAUAGAAAGGCACUAUUUCCAAGACACGUUACUGAAAAGUUUUGACUUUGAGUUUGGCUUUUGCAUUCCCAGUAGCCGCAACACCUGUGAACACAUCUACGAGCUACCUGAACUCCAUGAUGAACUAGUGCAUGAAAUGAUCACACAUCCAUAUGAGACAAGGUCGGACACAUUCUACUUUGUAGAUAACAGACUGGUUAUGCACCAUAAGGCAGAGUACGCAUAUGAUGCCGAUCAAUGAGCUGAGAUUACUGCCACCACGCCACUCAAAAGGGGACCAUUGGCGAAUGCUCCAUGUGGUUUCUUAUAGCAUGAAAAGAAAAUACCUGCCAUAGGACUUCAUGUUCCACAAGAGGAGAAAAUUCCUGGGGAAAAUUAUUUUAUAUAUUUUAUCUUUGUUUUUUAUAAACCAAAAUGUUGCAAACUGAAAUGGUAACCUAGACACAGAAAUGGGAUAUCAUUGUGGUGUGAAACUAUAUGUAACAUACAAACCACUUUGAGAAAUGACUGUUUAUGCCAAGUAACACUAUUGAAUGCAAAAGCUAAAAGUUUCAACAGAUGAAUAUUUCACUGAUCUAAUAUGUAUAUGUACUCUAAUAUGUAUAUGUACUCUAAUAUGUAUAUGUAAAACAGUACCUUGUGUCAGUUGUCCUCAAUUCUCAGAGACCUAGAGACAAGAGUACACUGCAAUAUCUAAUAGUCUAUGGCAUUAUAAGCCACAGUUUUAACAAAAACUAAGUAUAAACCCUUAAAAAUAUUUUUGGAAUAAACCAUGUUAUUUAAUACUUGCAUUAGAAAGACAGAGUGAUAACACACUGUACUGCGUUAUACCAGCAUAACAGGUCAAAGGCCUAAUAAAUGUACACCAUAAUGUCUGUGUUACUUAUUAAGGGUUCUGUGCACUAUCAGUCACACAGUUCAGGCAACCAAUGAUAGUGUUACAUAGUCUCAGGUGACCAAUCAAAAUGUGUUUUGAGUUCUACUUUGUUAAGCGAUUGUAUUGCUGAUCAUCAGUGCUGGAAAAAAUUAACAAUAAACUAUGACAUUAAGCUA